Nerophis lumbriciformis (worm pipefish) is the source of this 1651-nucleotide messenger RNA. RefSeq names its product guanine nucleotide binding protein (G protein), alpha transducing activity polypeptide 1 (gene gnat1). Gene Ontology annotation, biological process: detection of light stimulus involved in visual perception; adenylate cyclase-modulating G protein-coupled receptor signaling pathway; phototransduction, visible light. Gene Ontology annotation, molecular function: GTP binding; G protein-coupled receptor binding; G-protein beta/gamma-subunit complex binding. Gene Ontology annotation, cellular component: cytoplasm; heterotrimeric G-protein complex. The record is from RefSeq and is a predicted model, not a curated record. NCBI's taxonomy places the organism in Eukaryota, Metazoa, Chordata, Actinopteri, Syngnathiformes, Syngnathidae.
CCGACGUUCUACCCAGUGCGGACUGCAGGCGCUUGAAACGAGGCCAUCAGCUGAGAACCUUCCUCUGACCACUCGGCCUCAGAGCAACAGAGCGGCCCAAAGCGGGACCACAAGAUGGGGGCUGGAGCGAGCGCUGAAGAAAAGCGCUCCAGAGAGCUGGAGAAGAAGCUGAAGGAAGACGCUGACAAGGAUGCGAGGACGGUCAAACUGCUACUUUUAGGUGCUGGCGAAUCAGGAAAAAGCACAAUUGUCAAACAGAUGAAAAUUAUCCACAAAGACGGUUACUCGCUUGAAGAGUGCUUGGAGUUCAUCACCAUCAUCUACAGCAACACUCUGCAGUCCAUCAUGGCCAUCGUGAAGGCCAUGACCACGCUCAACAUCAACUAUGGACACUCGGAUCAUCAGGACGACGCCAGGAAGCUGAUGCACCUUGCAGACACCAUCGAGGAAGGCACGAUGCCCAAAGAGCUGUCAGACAUCAUUCUGCGUCUGUGGAAGGACUCGGGCAUCCAGGCGUGUUUCGACCGCGCCUCAGAGUACCAGCUCAAUGACUCUGCUGGAUACUACCUGAACGACCUGGAGCGUCUCGUCCAGCCGGGCUACGUGCCCACCGAGCAGGACGUGCUGCGCUCCAGAGUCAAGACCACCGGCAUCAUCGAGACACAGUUCGGCUUGAAAGAUCUCAACUUCAGGAUGUUCGAUGUGGGGGGUCAGAGGUCGGAGAGAAAGAAGUGGAUCCACUGUUUCGAGGGCGUGACCUGCAUCAUCUUUAUCGCCGCGUUGAGCGCCUACGACAUGGUGCUGGUGGAGGACGAUGAAGUGAACCGAAUGCACGAGAGUCUGCACUUGUUCAACAGCAUCUGCAACCAUCGCUACUUUGCCGCCACGUCCAUCGUCCUCUUCCUCAACAAGAAGGACGUCUUCUUGGAAAAGAUCAAGAAGGCUCACCUCAGCAUGUGCUUCCCCGACUACGACGGUCCCAACACCUACGAGGACGCAGGGAACUACAUCAAACUGCAGUUCUUGGACCUGAACAUGCGCCGAGACAUCAAGGAGAUCUACUCUCACAUGACCUGCGCCACGGACACAGAGAACGUCAAGUUUGUGUUCGACGCCGUCACCGACAUCAUCAUCAAAGAAAACCUGAAAGACUGCGGCCUCUUCUGAAAGAGUUGUGUCAUGACCCUCCACCCCCAUCCUCUAACUAAGCUAACAUCGAGCGAGGACACCUGUCAAUCAUUUGGAACAACUCUUAGCUUUGGCGUCCGAGACCAAAGGUCAACAGAGACUAAAUCCUGCAGAAUUCACACUUGACUUUUCUUUAGUCCAGAUAUGAAAGGUUUUGAUUGUUUGGAGCGCAAUGUAAAAUGAGUAGCGACAUGACAACAUGGAAAAAAAGAGAGAGCCCAGACCUAAAGCCUAUCUCAAUACCUGCAAGAGACGCACAUCUGGGAGGCUAAACCAGAUCAAAAUAGAUUGUACACAAUGUACACAUAUAUGUACAUGUUAUGUACCCAAUGUACACAAUACAGGCUAGCCAUGGAAUAGGUGCUCCUUUCUUAGAUGAUAUUGCUAAUUAUGAUGAUUAUGUGCAGAAAGUAUUCCUUGUAAAAAAUAAAAUUUUGAACCAAUAAAGCUUCUGUAGACAACA